ACAUAAAGAAGAAAAAAGGGCUCCACAUUUGGGUCUACUAUACAGCCGACUGAAUAAGGAUAAGGCUGAAGAAGAAACCAGAGAGAAGAGAAGAGAAUUCAUGGCGAUUUCAUUAUCUUCUUCAUUUCCAUUGACGAAUUUGGCCGCCACAUCUAAAACGCCGAAGAUUUCUACUGUUUCUUGGCCUACCAGCGUCUUAUCCUUGAAAGCCCCCAAAACCAUUCGACAUUCUUCCUCUACACAUAGGGUUUCUGCUGCUCCAGAGGCGCUAGAUUCACAAGAAAUCUUACUUGAGACUGAAAAUCCCGAGAUUCCUGGUUCUACAUCAAUCGUAUUCGACGCGGAUGCUGACAAGAUGGCACCAAAGCAGAAGAUUAGGAUAAAAUUGAGGUCAUAUUGGGUACCUUUGAUAGAGGAUUCUUGCAAACAGAUAAUGGAUGCUGCUAGAAACACAAAUGCAAAAACUAUGGGUCCAGUUCCAUUGCCAACCAAGAAAAGGAUAUAUUGUGUUCUUAAAUCCCCCCAUGUGCAUAAAGAUGCCCGUUUUCAUUUUGAGAUAAGGACUCAUCAGCGACUCAUUGACAUCUUGUAUCCUACUGCUCAAACCAUAGAUUCCUUGAUGCAGCUCGAUCUUCCUGCUGGUGUUGAUGUCGAAGUGAAGCUCUAAGCUCUGAGAGAAGAGUUUUCAGUGCUGGGUAUUUAUUUUUACUUGAGAUUUUAAUCAAAUGACAUUAUUGUACACAAGAAUCUUGUAGUUUCUUCUAUCCAAUGAGUACGGGGAAUUGUCUAUUUUGAAUACUAACUAAUCGUAAGGUAAUUGUCUUGCCUCUA
Impatiens glandulifera is the source of this 831-nucleotide messenger RNA. Its product is annotated as 30S ribosomal protein S10, chloroplastic. Gene Ontology annotation, cellular component: ribosome; mitochondrion; small ribosomal subunit. The transcript is spliced from 3 exons. The record is from RefSeq and is a predicted model, not a curated record. Gene Ontology annotation, biological process: translation. NCBI's taxonomy places the organism in Eukaryota, Viridiplantae, Streptophyta, Magnoliopsida, Ericales, Balsaminaceae. The coding region runs from base 101 to 667 and encodes 188 amino acids. Gene Ontology annotation, molecular function: structural constituent of ribosome; RNA binding.